AUGAAUUACUCUCAAUACACUGCCUUAAACGAGGACGCAGUAUCAGAAUUAUUUAAGCGAAGGCUUGAAGAGCUACAGAGGAGUUGCAGGCGCAGCUACCGGCAACCUAUUGUCGGCCAUAGACAGCUGGAUAUGUAUCAACUGUUCAGGGCUGUGCAGGCCCGGGGAGGAGCCAAGAAUGUCACACAGUGGAAGGAAAUAGGUAAGAAGCUGGGUCUUCCAGCCAGUGUCACCAAUGCUGGGUAUACUCUUCGUACCAAGUAUGAGUCGUAUAUUCUUCCAUACGAAGAGAUACUCUGCAACGAGUUUCCCCAAAUGGAGUUUGCUGAUCCAGGUCUGAGCAGCACACUCCGGGGAGUUACCAGUAUCUCUGCGCCCAUCUCAUUGACUCCGCAAGUGAAUAGAGUCCUCGAGAAUGUCCAUUCUCCACCAUCUCUUGCAGAGCAGGUACAUGCUGUCGGUGACGGUGUCAUGUUUGCUAGCGACGAUGCGCUGUAUCGUCAGCCUUUGCCAGGCUUUCCGGUAACAGUCAGCACUACCACUACUACUCAGCCUCAGAAUAGCUCCUCUACCCAAUUCCCAGCAUCAAAUAACUGGCUUGUUAAGCAGUCGGAGAUCAGACCACAUGAUUCCUCUGUGGCAAAUCUUAAUACCUCGUUCGAUGCCAACGAACAAUCUUCUAGCAAUAAUUUAUCAAAAUUACAAUUCAAUCCGAAUCAAGGAUUGUUCAACCCUUCGCAAUCCUCGUAUGACUUUCAACGUCUUCAACUUGCCACUCAAUCAUCCGGAAAGCAAAUUCAGUAUCAUGCCGCCUUGGCCAGACCGUCCAUGUUGAGGAGAUUGCAGAUAAGGAAUCAGAAUUUUACAGACGAAAAUAUAGUAACCUUUUUGAACUCACUUCCGCCCGUUGAGCUCUUGGUGAUAGGUUCACUGCGGAAUUUGACCAGCAUGUUUGAUCCUUCCCUACUUCCGAUGUCCCUAGUCAGUCUCCAGUUAGAUGAAAUUCCCUCUCACUUGCUUGAGACUGCCCUGCAGGUUGUUAAAUCCCGAAACAUUCAGGAUCUAUCCAUUACCGUUUACAACCCAGAGGCAAAGUCCACGCUGGUAGAUAGAUCAAAAUGGGAAGGCCACGAGGUAGCAGAAGGAGGGAGCGUAUCUAAUACCAUGAUCACACACAGGCAUGAGCCCUUUACGACGUACAAUAGCGCAGGAAGCAUGCACCAAGAGCCAUCAGAAUACCCUCGCCAGCACAUUGAGUUGCAUGCAACAAGUCCUCUCAGAAAAACGACUUCUAAUGAGUCCAGCUUGUCAAUAGACCAAGGACCUGGUGCUAUCGUAGAUUAUUCUGAUCAUUCUAACAUUGGGCACUACUCCGAUUGGCACGAUCAUAUUAACGACUUUGGGUAUUAG
Messenger RNA from Giardia duodenalis, 1410 nucleotides. RefSeq names its product ARID1 AT-rich interaction domain. Gene Ontology annotation, biological process: regulation of transcription by RNA polymerase II. Gene Ontology annotation, cellular component: nucleus. Bases 1 to 1410 code for a protein of 469 amino acids. Gene Ontology annotation, molecular function: DNA binding. NCBI's taxonomy places the organism in Eukaryota, Fornicata, Diplomonadida, Hexamitidae. The transcript has a single exon. The record is from RefSeq and is a predicted model, not a curated record.